AUGGAUGAGCAAUAAUAAUAUAUUCAAUAAUAACUGGUAAAUAUAUUAAAAAAGCCUACAGAAAAAAGAACUUAAAAAGACUUACACAUAUUAAUAAAUGAGACUAAAAACAUAGGCUUUUUUUAUUAAUAUAUUUAAUCUGGAGAUAAUGAUAUUCAUUAUAAAUGUUGCAAGAAUAUGAAAUACUAAUAUUUAAAUUAAGAUUAAAUAGUUUUUCAAAUUGAUUCAAUUGGUUCAACAUUUUAUAUAAUUUUAUAAGGAACUGUAGGAGUUCAUAUAAGAUUACCUAAUUAAACUGAUUUAAGACGAGUAAAAGCAUUAGAAACUGGAAGUAGUUUUGGAGAAUUAGCAUUAUUAAAUAAUAAACCAAGAUUAGCAACUAUUAUAUGUGAAAGUGAAUGUCAUUUUGCUACUUUAGAAAAGAAAUAAUUUUUAUAAAUUUUGAAAGAAAAAGAAGAAGAACGAAUUAAUAAUGAAAUGGGUAUAUUUGCUAAAAUGCCAUUUUUAAAAACAUGGAAUGCUAAUUUGAUAAGGAAUUUAUAUUUAAAUUCUCAAAAACAAUAAUAUAUUAAAGGAGAUAAGCUUUUUAAAGAAGGAAAUGAACCUUAAGAAGUUUUUAUUAUUUUAUAAGGAGAUUUCGCAGUUUUAUAAAUAAGAUGA
Messenger RNA from Ichthyophthirius multifiliis, 660 nucleotides. RefSeq lists its product as hypothetical. The transcript is spliced from 5 exons. The record is from RefSeq and is a predicted model, not a curated record. Lineage: Eukaryota; Ciliophora; Oligohymenophorea; Hymenostomatida.